Molecule: messenger RNA, 9936 nt
Organism: Xenopus laevis (African clawed frog)
Lineage: Eukaryota; Metazoa; Chordata; Amphibia; Anura; Pipidae
Gene: c9h3orf70.L
Product: chromosome 3 open reading frame 70 L homeolog
Exons: 3
Coding region: 898-1653 (251 amino acids)
Biological process (GO): nervous system development
Source: RefSeq, a predicted model, not a curated record
UUUGAUGAUUAUGUGAGUAAAUGUGUGAAUCUCCCUCAGCCACUUGGUGUCCCUCGGUAUCCGCGCUGCUCGUCGCCGACUUGUCACACUGUCGUGUUAAGCAGCUCGCUUGCGUUCAUUGUACCACACGGACUCACAGCCCACCACUCCGACCCCCUAUAGAAGGGGAUCUCUCGCAUGCGCAGUGCCGCCCCCUAACUUGCACACAGAGCCGGCUACACAGAGGAGCGGCCGGAACUUCGGGAAACAGCGCCCGGCUUUGAGUGACAGAGCAGCCAGUGCCGACUGCUUGGAGCGGACCUUGUUGUUCCGCGAGACUCUUUGCUACAUUCCUGCACUAGGCGGGGGCCCGGGAGCUUUCCGCUAAGCGCUCCAUCUAUUGAAAGCGAGGCACAGUACAAAGCCCAGUGGGACUCCCGUGUAGACAGUCUGUCACUUUGUGCCGCCACCGCCACACGCAGCAACGCGCAGAGUUUAUACCAUUUACUUUGUGUUUGUGAGCGGGGUUGUACUUCUGAGGGCUGAGGCUACACACCUAGCAACAUAUUCUCCGAGCUGCAGCUUUGCUCCUUCCUCUGACCCCCAGCCCUAGAGGAGAAGAGGGCAUCAGAAGCUUUGAGGGUAUUUCAGUAGCUUUACACCACUCAAAUGCACAUUGAGUCAAGCAAUUCUAUGUGGUGACCAGCUGCUUCCUAUUAAGUUUGGAAAUUAACCUUGGUGAUUUAUAAGAAAAUUCCCAGGUCUCUGGAUCCACAGUAUUGCUUCUUCUCUUCUGGAUAUGGAUCUCCUGCCCCGUCCUGAGCCAAAUCCUUCUGGGUAGAUGAGUUCCAGGAAUCCUCUUAUCAUCAAGCCGACUGCACAUCUUUCACUGCCUACAGAUCAGCCCACCUGGGAGAGAUGACAGCCGCAGCUGCCCAAAAGUGCCUGAAGAACGAUAAGGUUGAUGAGGCCCAGGCUUUGGCGCGAAGCUGUGCUGGAAGACCAGAUUUUAAGCCCUGUGAUGGUCUCUCCAUCUGUGCCACCCACAGCCAUGGGAAGUGCUUCAGACUCCACUGGUGCUGCCAUCUGGGCUGGUGCCACUGCAAAUAUGUGUACCAGCCCAUGACUCCUGUGGAGCAGCUUCCAAGCACAGAAAUUCCAGCUGAGCCCCAGGACCAGACAAACACCAUCCAAAUCUCUGUCUCGCUGGCCGAGCACUUCCUUAAAGUAGCCCCUUCUUUUCAACCCCCAUACAUCCCAGAAUCUCCUCGGUAUUGCACCAUCUCUGACCUAUUUCUGGAUAAUUAUCAGGUAAAAUGUAUCAAUGGGAAAAUGUGCUAUGUCCAGCGCCAACCUCUACCACCUCCUCCACCAACUUCUCAUGGGGCAAGGCCUGAGAGAGAGCACCAACAAGAGGCCUACCAACCCAGUGAAGCACAGGGCCCUAAAUUAGAUCAUUGCUCUUCCCCAUCAAACUCAGAAGACUCUGGAAUCAAUGCAGUGGGAGUCCCCUUCUUAGAAUCAUGUGAUGAUGACACAGAAGAAGGUGCGGAACUCAGUUCAGAGGAGGACUGCAGUCCGGACAGUUGCUGGGGGCAGGAAAAUAGUCCAUUGGUGGUAUCUCCAUCAAAGACAGACUUGGAAGUUAUAGAGACUAUAGAAACCACAGUUUAAAUAACAGGCUGCUGGUGGAAAGAGGUUAAAGUCAUAUGUGUGCAUACUGUACAUGAGCAGGAUGCAAAGCAAUACAAUCAACAAAAUAUUGCACAUCUGAUGAUUACCUAUAUCCUUAGAGUAUUAUGUAUGGCUACAUACUGUAUAGGAAGGUGAACUAGUCAAGAACAAUUCCCAAGUUUAAUCAGUAUUUUUGCUUAUUAAAGGCUUUAUAGUUUUUACAAGCAAACUAUACCCAAAUUGUUAGGUUGUUACAAAUAUAUAUUUCCAUCCAAAUUCCAAAUUUUUGAUGUGUGCCUUGGCAAUCAUGCGUUGGGGUUUUUUUUUCCCGGAAAAGGAAAUAGAAUAGUAAAUAGUUAUUUAUCCCUGUUUAGUAUAGGGAUUUCUAUCAUUUUUUAAAAUUAACCAUGCUCUUAGUCUAAAUUAAAAGGAAAUAAGGCCAUUUUCUUGAUAGCAUUUUUCUCCCAUGUUAUGACCAUUUCUACUAUAAAUGCUGUAAUUAUGCUGAAUUAUAAGCUGCUGAAACUGCUAAUAAGGAAGUGUUCUUUAGGGGCUAUUCACUAAUAUGUUGACUAUCCUUAUUGAGAUAGGCUUGCUGAGAUUCUCCUAGCAAUAGCCAAUCACUUACAAGAUAUACUUGCCCAUAGCACAAAAGAUUUAGGAAACAUUACUAUUAUUAUUUUUAAAAAACCUAAGUUGUGAAUUUCUAAUACAUGAAUAUUAUUUUUUUUUAUUGCAGUUCUUUUUAUAAUUGUGAAUUUAUUCAUUUCUCCACCUGCUCUAAUUGGCUGAUUCCAGCACAAGAAGGCAAAUGUAACUGCCACAUGUGCCACAGCAUGAUUUGUUGGCAUCAGAUAAAAAUGUUAGGUUGAAGAAGCACAUUAAUAACCCAUUUACACCUUUAAUAAUAAAUCAUAUUUGUAAAAAAGAAUUAUCAGGCAUCCACCACAGUUUGGGUAUCAAUGACAUUUUAUAUUUAUAUAUCAAUGACAAUCCCUUCUAACAUCAGAAAGAUGGCCAAAGAAAUGUUUUAUUCAUUUUGGCUUACAGCAUAAUUAUCAUUUUAACUGUACAGUGUACCACCUAUAUUUCAUUAUUUUAUGUUCUAGCUAUAGGAAUGUCUUGUUAUAAUAUGACUGUUUCUGUGCCUUGAAUACAAAAUGCUACGUAAUUUAAGAAAUAUCAAGGCGACAGUUGUAAGACUGUAAUGUGUACAGUGGCAUACAGGGUUCUGAUUGCUGAGACAGGGCAUAAGUGCCAUGCGUUAACAAGGAAGGUGAGUGUAACCUUAAUAUGUAAAAAUGCAUAUACAAUGAUUUAUAUCACUCUCCUGUUGUGUAGCAGACAGUGUAACAUGGAAGUAACCAGACCUAACUUGGCCCUUAUCAUUUGCUGUAGCAUUCUAAGCCUCUGGGAAUAAAAUGGAUUUGUACACAUUCUGCCAUUUAAUGCAAGCCCAUAGAACAGCCACAUGAUAGUGUCUAGUAUGUGCUAAGGGGCAAGCAGGCAAUUUUUAAAUCUGUCUUCAAAGAACAAAUUAUUAAUUUUCUUGUGUUUUUCCUCCAUAGAUAUUAGUCAUUCCCAUUCAGUGUGAUCAGCUGCAUCAAAUAGUUUCAGAAGAAUCUCCUGUUUAUACUGGAAGUUAAUUUGCUAAACAUAUCCUGUCUUAAGUGCCACAGUGCUGGUAAUUGCUUCUAUGUACUAAUUAUGUGUGCUUUAUUGAUCACAUUAAUAUAAUCAUAGAGACAAACAGGGAAAGGACAUUAUCUCAUGUUUAAUUAUACUCUGGUUUGAGUAAUCUUCCAGUUUGGCUUCACUUCUUAUCCAUUAGCAAGUUCAAACCAUGAAUGUCUAGCCCUGAGAUAUAAAGUAAAGCUUAAGGUGAUAAAGGUGGCAAACAUAACAGUUUAUGUGCACGAACAGCACUUAUAUAAAGGCUUAUUAUACAAUCACUAGCAGUCUCAUUUGUUUUACAGUUUUUUAAGGGCUUCAUUUAGUCAUAUAGGGACAGCAUCUUAAAGGGGAAUUCCUACUUUAUGUUUAGUGAAAUACAGUAAAUGAUACUGCAGUUUCCUUUAAAUCCCUAAAAUGGUGUACAAAUGUGGUGCAUUUCAGUGAAAUGUUAAUAAGUUAAAAUAGUGUUGCUUUUAAAGAAAUUUGAAAGAAUAUGCAGAACAUAUUUGCUUGUAGACAAAUCUCACUGUAGUUUUCCAGUAUUGCUUUGCAGAUGCUGUUUUUGAUUGGAUGGUGAGAGGUUUUGCUUUUCUCUCUGCCUGAGGUUUUUCCAUUGCAUAGUGGACUAAAGGCCCAUGACCAAAAAUUGAAGACAUCAACUGGCUUGAGGGCACCAGUGAGAUUUUGAUCCAGUUCUGGUUCUGACAAGCUAUUUUUGUCUGUUUACCAUUAUGAAGAAGGUCUUAACAACCCUUGGCGACCUGUGUUUAGGAUGUGAAGAGAGAAAAUUGCUUCUCUGAGCCUGUUGAAAUUUCAACAGAUAUAUCUGUUAAUACUUCAGUGUAUUUUGUUUUGGGUUACUUUAUCUGGGUGAAACUUCAAUAUUUGAUCAGUAGCAUUUUAUAGGGCAAGACACUCAGGUGUCAGUGUUUAGAUUCGUUUAUGAACCAAGCAGUCUGGUUCUUCCUAACCACAGUCUCUAUACAUUGGGCAAGUCCAGCUAGUCAUUCUCCUUAUUAAGUGUUGGUCUGUUAGUAACAUUGCCAGACAGUGUGAUUUCCUAAUUUUUAGCAGGCAACCACAAUACACUUUCUGCACAUCUGCAGUCAUGUGGGCAUUCGUCUGAAGCCUUGUCUUGGGCCUCCUACAAAUAGGGAAUGAAGAUAUUUAAUUUAAUAUGGAAGUGAGUUAAGAUUUUAAAUGGCCACUAUUGACUGAGUUUGCAACCUAUUGGCACAUGUGUAGUAACAUUUUCCAACAUUGUGGGGAUAUAUAGUGUGUACCGUUUUGGCAGUUCGAACAAUGUGUGGCAUUGAGCAUAAUCAGGGGCUUCCAAAGUGUUGCCCUUCAUCCCCUCUGCCUGGCUGCAAUAGCUGGAGGGUGAAAUCUAAUAGAGCUAGACUUAAAUGCAUUGCUGAGUGACAAUUCACUUCACACUGUAUGGCUGCACAUCUUACUGGCACUUGAACAAGUGAUCCUGACACCUGCACAAUAUGGGGAGAGCGGCUCCCAGCUGCCUCCUUCUCUCGGCAAUUACUGAAUGAAGGAGCACAGAGCAAGUCAAUUAUGAUGCAAUUAAGUUAUAGUGACCUUUAAAAGCGACAAUCUUCAAAGGGAAAUAGAUAACCACAGGGGUCGAAUUGGAACUUACUUGAGAGCUGGAGACAGAAAACCUUUAGAACAAGUUGUAGCAAUUCUAGAGGACUUUGUGCUUUCUUGGCUGUGAACAAAUCGGAGGGCUGAGCUCCUGCAGAGAGGUAUUAAUAUUUAACAAUAUUAGCCAGCCACUGAAACAUGUUUGUUUAGGAACUCAGGUGGAGUCUCCAUGGGCAUCUUUGCUAAAGGAGAAUGAGGUGAUUUUUGUCUUGCUGCUCAACUGCUUUUAUGGUAGUGGACUAUUUAGUUAAAUACAUUGAAAUAAUCUGUAUGUAUGAUCUCUCUCUCAUAUUGGCUUUCCAGUGUAGUGGUCACAUUGAUGUAACAAUUGCAUAAAGCCCCUUCAAUGAUAAGUAGAGUUUCCGAAGCAGGAUCAUCCUAGUUUAUGGUGGUUAGAGGCUUGAGCUUGGGUCUCUUUUAUAUUAGAGGCUUUGCAGAGCCAGUCAGUACCUUCCCAUCCCGGGUUGUUAUUAUAAUCAUGAAUUUAUUAUUUAAGUAGCAGCAUACAUAACAAGCAUAUAUUAUAUUCACAAGUAUAUACACAUCACACAUUAAAUAGGGUUCUGCCCCUUCAGGCUUAAAAAUUACUGAAUAUACUUAUACUAUUAUUGAGCUUAUUUAUGCAAUUACAUUAGAUGGGCAUAUAAAGAGGAGUCUGAGGUGAGCAGUGUCGUAUUGCAAGAUAUAAUAUAUGCACUGCAAGUGUGCUGGAAUACAGUAAUACAAAAAAGGAUGCAUUACAGUUGCAAUAUGAAUAUAGUAAUUGCAUAUAACACACUUAAUAUCCAUUUGCCGUGCUAAAGAUUCAUUCUGACUCAACGGUUCAGUUCUGCCCUAUACAGUAUGAGCUGCAGGGGUUAUCCAGUCAUUACUGGGCAUGCUAUUAGUAUGAAUAGGAAAGCCAUGAAACUACAGUAAUAUAUCCAAUGUUUAGUGAAUAGUGCAGGAGUUUAAUUCAUAUAGAAUUCUUGUGCAUUAACUGUAAAAAAUCAUGUUGGAUGCAAAUCAACACCAAUGAUUUCUAUAUAUUUUAAAUGCCUAUUGGUUGCCGUUCAGUAAACUCUAUGCACCGCACAGUGGGGCUCAUUUAUCAACACUGGGCAAAUUUGCCCAUGGGCAGUUACCUAUAGCAACCAAUCAGUGUUAGCAUUUUGAAGCCAUCUGCAAGUAGGACAAUAAAUGCAGCAAUCUGAUUGGUUGUCAUAGGUUACUGCCCAUGGGCAAAUUUGCCCAGUGUUGAUAAAUGACCCCCAGUGUAUUUAGAGCGCCAUUAAGUAUAUAUGGCCAGCUAUUAUGUCAGCAUUCCAAGCAAAAGGGUUGCAUAGGUAAAUUUUAUUAGCAGUAUAACCACUAGCACAUUUUUAUGAUGGGCCAAAUACCUAGCACUUGCUUCAUUGAGUUGUAUAAAACUGUACCCCAAAAGGCUUGGCGGGUUUUGGCAGACUCCUGCAGUGAUUGUUAAUGUGUACAGUAGCAUGCCAAUGUGCUACAAAGUUAUAACAGAAUACAGGGCAACUGUAUGUUUCCAAAUCCCCUCCAUUGCUAUUACAUACAGUAUUUGUGUGCUACACUGUGUGCUCUUUUGAGUUUUACAGUCGUACAGAAAGUUUCAUCCUGGCCACUUUAUUAUUUUUAAACAGUCACCUUCCUUUCUCCCGAGCAUUUCUGAAUCACACGGCUGCAAUUUACGACACUUUUUGCAGAGAAAAAAAAGUUUUCCCCAUGGACCGCCUUAAGCCGACUGGAGAAAUACUUCCCUGUAUACUUUCAAAGUCAAUGUCUGGGUUUAUCUCAGCGGGCUCCUAGAAAUAAUUAUGCCAGCAUGGACUUAUUUUUUAUAUCGUCUCCUUUUACUGACUGAAGGUUAAAACACUGUUUUUCUUUGGUAUCUGAAAAGCACAGUGUGAGAACGGUACAUGUAAUGAAGGAUUUUUGUAAAAAAUGUCCAUCUUAAAGUGCUUUGGCUGAAAUUUUUUUACCUACAGGACCAUCCCUUAGAAUUUACACACACAUACACAUAUAUAUUGUUGUACUACCAAUCUCAGCUUAGCCUUAACAGCUGGUAUCAGUUUGUUGCUCCAAGGUAUGAUAUGCAGAAUAGGGUGCCCUUCUGUAUGAUAUUACAUGCCAUUUAGUCCUAUUUGAUGUUUCCCAUAUGUUGCAGGCUAUAAGAGAUGUUGUGUGGCUACUGCUUUGGUUUGCUAAGAGGGUGUCCCUAAUGUACCCCACAGUAGGACCCAUGAGCUGGGAAGGCUUUUUGUGCACAAAGCACAUGCAACAGUUGUACUUUUAGGCUGAUCCACUAUUAAAACAUAUUUAAAUGGCUAUUUGGGGCAGUAGAUAUAAUGUAAUACAUUAACACUUGCCCACCAUUCUGUACAAGUCACAUAAUUCAUCCAAAUAAUCUAUGCAUUCUAUCUUGCUAUAUAGUGAUGUGUGCCACAGCUUACACAUUAACAUUAACAGCUCACACAUUAACUCAUACCCUGUUAGCCCAAAUAGUUCUGCCAAAUGAAGGCUACACAGGAAUUACUCAAGGGCCCCUCAUUACGUCACACCCAAGUGCUGCCAGUCCUAGAAAAUAAAAACCCAGGUAAGGAAUUGAUGUUUACUUCUGUUACUGACAAUCAGUUAAUAUAUGUGUUUAAAUCAAUAGCACUUACUGGACCCCUAAAUAUGACCUCAUUUGGGCUCCUCCCUUUUCUGCUAUAUUUCUCUACAAAUUUACCAUACAAUAGUAAUGGCUUCCGAUGUUAGCACUGUAAAUACAUAGGAAGUCAUUACUUCCUUUUAGAAGAAUAUUGUAUAAAGGAUAUUGUGGAUUCUUCCACCAUAAAUAGUGGUCUUGGCACACUCACUCUCACUGGACCACCAAUCCAAUAGUAAAGCAUUCCUAGUAACUCUUUGGCAGCUACAAGUAUCCAUGUGGUUUGCAAACAGAGCACUUGCCGGUAGAGAAAACUCAUUAUGUCAUUGGAAUUGUAGUUCAGCAGUACUGCGUGCUGCCAUUGAACUACAGCUCUCUCUAAAGCAGUGGUCCCCAACCAGUAGCUCGCAAGCAACAUGUUGCUCACCAACCCCUUGGAUGUUGCUCCCAGUGGCCUCAAAGCAGGUGCUUAUUUUUCAAUUCCUGGCUUGGAGGCAAGUUUAAGUUGCAAAAAAAACUGGAUUACUGCCAAACAGAACUUCCUCUAGGCUACCAAUGCAUAUAGAGGCUACUAAAUAGCCAAUCACAGCCCUUAUUUGACAUCCCCAUGGACUUGUUCAUGCUUGUCUUGCUCUCCAACUCUUUUUACAUUUAAAUGUGGCUCGCAAGUAAAAAAAGGUUGAGGACCCCUGCUCUAAAGGCUCGGAUACCACAGAUUUUAAGUGAGAUAGUGUUGCAUAACAUUCACCACUGUUGCUAUAGUUUUAUUUAAUUUUUUUAUGCAAAUUGACAACAAUUUUAAUGGAAUUGUAUUAUAUUGCACAUUAAAGUCUGAUAUAACAAAUAUUUCAGUUUUUAUGUAAGUUAUGUAGCUUUGUUUAUUCUGAUUUAGCAAGCACUCUUAUCUCUUCUACUCUCCUAGCAAAGAGGCAUAACCAGACAGCAGUGCCAUAAAGCUAAAUAAGCGGCCAAGAGUGUGUGUGAGCUUUGUUUCCAAUUGUAUAAAGCUAAAUGAGCCUUUUAGAUAAAGAAGAUAUAGAACAGCUUCAUUUAGGAAAGCAAGUGAAAAGUACAAGGUGCUUGAAUCCUAGGGAGCCUGGAAGUACCCUGCCUUGAGGAUGUGCUAUUACGUGUUUUAGCAAAUUACCUUCUGAGCUGCUGCAGCCUCUGCUACCCAUGAACCUAUAAUUUCUUGCAAAAGAAAAAGACAUUUCUUGACUGUCACGUUCAAGAGGAACUCAUUAUACAUUAAUUAUUUCUCUUCAGUGAUAUUAAAGUUAUCUGCAAAUGCAAUAUAUCUUCCCUUCUCUGCUUGUUUUUUUACUACUUUUCCAAUUAAACAGCUUUAUCAGCUCACCUCUAACCAAGACUCCAGCUCCCACAAAUGCCUUGUGUUGUCAUUAACAGACCAGGAAUAACGGGUGUGCAAGGCAUUGUGGGAACUGUAGUGUCGGCUUGAGGAGAGCGGAUAUAGGCUACAUUGUUUUCUUAGUCAGGUUAGCAGUGAAAGGAAUAGUAAAGCACAGACAGAUGCUGUAAUCAAUAGAAAUUACAUUUACAAAUAAAGGCCAAAAAUAUGGAUGGGCAUUUCCUUUGAAAUUGAGAUAUCUGGUACUGAGGUAUAUUGGGUUAUGCACCUCAAAAUGUGUAUGCAAGUAUGAAAUUUUUUUUUUAUAUAUACACACACAACAGGUAUUUGAGUAAUCUGUUCCCUUGAAAAAACAGUGGCCGCACAGGCAGAAUAACCAGGCACGUCACUCUUGGAAACAUGUAUUUAAUGUUACGCAUCCUGAUCCUCACAGAACAGAGCCGGCAGAAAAUAGAUUAACUAAAGGGCAUACAUUUCUCUAAAAUAAAAAAAACCCUUUCUUUCAAAACAACCAGAGAAGCCAUUGAUUUCAGUGCGUGCAUGAGUGAGUGGGAAAUCAGACUCCAGCAUGGAACUGCAAAGGGAAUGUCAUUUUCCCAGCCUAAAAGAUUCCUUUGGCACCUGACAAACACCAUUUCCCAGCUGGAAGAGGCAGUAAGUACAACUCAGGGACAUGGAAAGACAAUACAUUAUUUAUUAUAGAGCAGAAACACUUUGCUGAACAUGGAUUUCUCAUUUCCCAGCAGCCUGUUUAGUCUUGUUUCUGACUCUGCAGCAAUAGGAAAUGAGAUGUGUCUGCGAGCCAAAGGCUUCCUUCGAGGGAUUAAAAGCACAAUGUUAAAGAGUGGUUACCUUGUCAUUUGCCGCCUGCCCCCGCACUAAAUAUGUGACAGACUUGAUUCCUUGUAUAAAUAAAAUCUGUUGGUUUUUUUUUUAA